Molecule: messenger RNA, 1329 nt
Organism: Physella acuta
Lineage: Eukaryota; Metazoa; Mollusca; Gastropoda; Physidae
Product: mitochondrial import inner membrane translocase subunit TIM50
Source: RefSeq, a predicted model, not a curated record
AUUAGUAAGUCCAGAAUCCGGCAAAUUUCAAACAACAUGGCGACCUUCAAUGUUGUCAUGCGUUCUUUAAUGUCACCAACGAGCCACUGUAAAAACUUACUAAAUAUCAGUCGUUGCAUUUUUCACUCUCACGGAGACAAUUUAGUCUUUUUUCACACCAAAGGAAAUUUAUACACGAACAAAGCGCUACCAAAUUAUGGCCGUAGAAAUUCCUAUUUAGAUCUUUUAUUUUUCAAGUUUCGAGAAUUCACACAGAAGCAACAUCUUGUACUUGUGUCACGAUUUUGUUCAUUUUCUCCUCUUCAUUCAUCUCAUGAUGAAAAUAGAAGCCCUCUUCCAGGCAAUAAUUUUUUGUCCAAAAAUAAAGAAGACAUUAAUUCAAAUGAGAGGAAAGAUGUGAAAAAAGAAUCUUGGUGGAAUGGCAAAAAUUCUUGGCGGCUAGGCUUGAUCACACUUGGUGGUUUAUGCAUCUUUUGGGGCGUUGGAUUAGUAUCUGUUUGGGGUGCCCCCCAGUUGGACCCUGAUGGUAAAGAGAUUCAAGAUGAAUUUUCAGAAGCGCCAUUAGUGAUAGGAUACCUAAGACGAACAUGGAAGGAAAUGAAUAUCUUUAAAAAGAAAAUCCAAGAUCCAUCCAGAGACAAGCUUUUGCCUGAUCCACUCAAGUAUCCAUACAUCCAGCCUCCAUACACUCUGGUCAUUGAAUUAACUGGUGUCCUCAUACAUCCGGAUUGGACGUAUGGCACUGGCUGGAGGUUCAAGAAGAGACCUGGCAUUGAAUACUUUCUGCAGCAAGUGGGGCCUCCCCUCUAUGAGAUAGUCAUCUUUUCAUCAGAGUCAGGCAUGACAGCUGAUCCUCUAGUGAACCAUCUGGACCCACAAGGCUACAUCAUGUAUCGCCUGUACAGAGACGCCACCAGAUAUAUGGAGGGACACCAUGUCAAGGAUCUGUCCUGUCUGAACCGGGACAUGUCCCGCAUCAUUAUGCUGGACUGCAACCCUCAGUCUGUCAAACUUCAGACAUCCAAUGCUUUUGUGCUCAAAAAAUGGACGGGCCAGGAAGAUGACCAAACUCUGAUUGAUCUAGCACAUUUUCUUAAAACAAUUGCAGCCAGUGGUGUGGAUGACAUCCGUCCUGUAUUGGAUUACUACAACAAAUUUGAUGAUCCACUGGCAGCCUUUAAGGAAAAUCAGCGGAGACUUGAGGAAGAAGAAGAACGGCGCAGCAAGCAGUUGAAAGAAGAAAAAAAAGGCUGGCUCUCUGGACUGACCAGCAAACGCUAACACCUUGUGAUUCCAAUUGGUUUAGUAUUAAAACAUUUUGACCAUAUA